AUGGUCGCAGCACCGGCAGCCGCUGCCCCAGCGGAUGCAGCCGUGCCAGAAACCACCCCGGCGGCAGUCGCGGCGGACGCCGCGCCAGGGGAUGCACAGGCUGCGCCAGCCCAGCCCGCGGCGCCCGCUGCCGCACCCGAGCAGGCUGCAGAUACCGCUGCGCCCAUGGAUCAGGAUCCUCCCCCAGCGGCCGAAACACCCGGCGUGCCUGCGCCACCGCCAGUGUCGCAGGAUGCGCCGCCCCCGCCUCCUCCAGAGCCACCAAAGGAGCUUGAAGAGAAUGCCACCGACAUCACAGGUAAAACGAUCUCCGCGCAGGUCGGCUUUAACACAGAGGACACGACGCUGAAUGUGGUGCCGGCACAUAGUGGAGCCCUCCUCAUGAUGCUGACGGAUGGUGGCAUGCAGUACCUCCUCGCCGGAGCUCGCGCGAACGUGGGCAUCAAGGCGGGGCGCUACCUCUUCGAAGUGAAGAUCUUGGAGGUCCUGGAUCCACAGGACUCCCAAGGCCCCCACGCGCGAGUGGUGCAGCCCAAGAACUUGCUGCGUCUAGGUUUCGCCACCAGCAGUUCCAGCUUACUGCUAGGCGAGACAGAGGAUUCGGUUUGCUUUGACUCGGAGGGCUUCUUCACGCAGAGCAAGACCCGCGUCCAGGCCACGCAGCGCUUUGGACGCGACCAGGUCCUUGGCUUGCUCCUGAACUUGGACGCGGGCAGCGCAAACGCCAACACGGUGAGCUUCUUCCGUGACGGCGUUCGGGUAUCCCAGCCGAUGCCUUUGCCAGAGGCGCUGAAGGGCAAGACGCUCUUCCCGGCGGUGACCUUCAGGAAUGUAACUUUGAGCUUCAACUUUGGGCCAACGCCGAAGGCCGAGCUGCCUUUCAAGUGCCACAUGCUCGGCAAAGCUGCUGAUCAGGACGUGGAAGUACUUCCUGGAAAGCAGCCGAAGGAUGGUAAGUUCGAGGUGAUUUUCCCGGUGCUCCUGCCGGAAGAAGGCUCCUUCGAUUGGGUGGACCUUUUCCUCCAGCAGCAUCCGGACUUCACAGAGCUUAGUGACCGAAUGAUCCUCGAUUGGUGCGAGAAGAGCGGCAUCCAGCGGAACCGUGGCUACCGGUGGAGGACAUCCAAUGAUCGUCCGGACAUGCAGAUGAAUGUGCCCGAGCUAGACAACCUGAGCAUCCGCAGAGCGCUAAGGAGCAUUGCGCCUGCGCAAAGAAGGAAUUUCUUGGUCGUCGAGCUGAAGUCGAACUUGCUGGCAGCGGAGCGCAAGGAGCUCAUAUCGCGCUUUGCGGCCCCUCACUUCAAGCGGCUGGCGCAGGUGAUGGUCGGCGAUCCGACAGCGGACUUCAAGAAGCGCACGCAGGAGCUCCUCUUGAAGCAAAAACAGGAGAAGGUGAAUGCCGAGUUCGAGCAGCAGCAGGCGGAGGAAAUCCGAAAACAUCUUGCCGACAAGCGAGAGAAGGAACUCCAGCGGGCGGCAAAGAAGGCGCUGAAAGAGGCGGCAGAGGCAGCGCGCCAGGCUGAAGUGGAGCGCCGCGCAGCAGCCGGCGAGGAGCCGCUCAAGGAUGAAGAGAUGAGGCCAGCUGAGGAAGCGGAUGAGCCGGAUCAGCCCAUGCCAGAUCCCGCUGAGGCCAAGCCACCGGCUGCCACUCUCACAGAGGCGGAGAUGAAAGUGGUCUUUCGACCAGCGGAGUCGCCAGAUGUGAGCGACUGGGUGCUUGCCAAGUGCUUGAAUGACUUGGCGCUACCGGAGAAAGCCGAGGGAUUCGACAAUGUGACCUACUCCUGGUCUGCGCGGGGGAAGGCAGAGGCUUACUUCAAGGAGUGGAAGCUUACGAAGAAGCUCACCACACGCGUCGACGAUCUCGUUGUGGGCGAGUGGCUGAACACGAAACUGGACGCAUGGAAGGAGAUUCUCAGCACCUGGCGACAGAGGCAGUCGAUCUGGAAGGCCGGCAGUGCCAAGAAGGAGAAGGCUCAGGAGGAGCCCGAACCCGAGGUUCCUGAAGUGCCCGUGUCUGAGGCCACCGUGGAGGAGGUGAAACCCGCGGAACCGAAGGACGAGCCGACGACGACUGGUGUGGCUGACGAGGACUUCGAUGUCUUCGGUGUUGCCGAUGUCCUGGAUGUGGGCAAUGGUGAGCCGCUCUGCAGCCAGUUCUCCUGGGAAGAUUGGAUCCUCCUCAGCCUGCGCGUGGAGCUGUAUCUCAUGGUCCACUCCUUUCGGAAGGAUUGCACCGACCCCGACCGUCCGGGAAUCCAUGUGGAUAACGUCCCCUUCUACUACAACAGGUAUUUCAGGAAGACGUUCGCGGCGAACCACUACGGCUUCGAAGCGAACGAGAAGGUGAUCGAUCUUGUCAAGGACACGGUGUCCCUGGGCGAGAGGAACAUGUUGACCCCAGAGCUCGGCGAGGAGCUGGAUAACUUCGACCUCUUCUUGAAGCUGACAGAAGAGGGCCGCCGAGAGCGGGAGCUGAACAUUGACCUGGGUGAAGAUGAGGCGAUCCUCAAGUUCAACCAAGCAGUUCUCAUGUCGCAACUGCCAAUCCCUGGUGGCUCGCAGAACAACAAAGGCUACCAAAAGGGCAAGGAGAAAGGCUACCAAGAUCAGAAGGUAGGUCGAGCCACGCGGAACUAA
Symbiodinium sp. CCMP2592 is the source of this 2640-nucleotide messenger RNA. NCBI's taxonomy places the organism in Eukaryota, Dinophyceae, Suessiales, Symbiodiniaceae. The record is from the annotation of a GenBank genome assembly.